CAGAAAUAUUUGCUGUGCUUUGUGUGUGUGUCUGUGUUUGGGGAGGAGAAGAAGCACGUUGUCUUUGCUUCCUGUUGAGAAAGUGCAACGGCGUUUGUGCGGUUGUGUGUGCGUGUUGUGUGUCUGCGAGGUGUGUUUGGAUCCAGGGCCAAUUUAAGUAUGAAGAGAGGAAAGAAGGCAGAGGACGCAGCUGCAGAUGGGGAAAAUGACACCAGCCCUGCUUCAGCAAAGAAAACAAAGAAGGCGAAAGAGCCAGAGGCCCCGAUACUUUACGAGGAUCCUCCUGACAAAAUGACCAGCAAAGAUGGACGUGAAGCCAACAUGAAGAUCACCUCCUGGAACGUCGACGGUCUGAGGGCAUGGGUGAAAAAGAAUGGCCUGGAUUGGGUGCGUGAGGAGUCUCCAGAUGUUUUGUGUCUGCAGGAGACAAAGUGUGCAGAAAAAUCCCUCCCUGCUGAAAUCACCUCCAUGCCUGAGUAUCCUUACAAAUACUGGGCAGCGUCCAAUGAGAAGGAGGGUUACAGUGGUGUGGCCAUGCUCUGCAAGACUGAACCCCUCAAUGUCACCUAUGGCAUUGGUAAAGAAGAGCAUGACAAGGAGGGCCGCGUGAUCACUGCAGAGUUCCCCAACUUUUACCUGGUGACUUCCUAUGUGCCAAACUCUGGCAGAGGCCUUGUGCGCCUAGAUUACCGCAAAACCUGGGACGCGGACUUCCGGGCGUACCUGAGCGAGCUUGACAUACAGAAGCCUCUGGUGCUGUGUGGUGACCUUAAUGUCGCACACCAGGAGAUCGACCUGAAGAACCCCAAGGGGAACAAGAAAAACGCAGGCUUCACCCCUGACGAGCGCGAGGGCUUCAGCCAACUACUAGAGUCCGGUUUCAUCGACAGCUUCCGCGAGCUGUACCCCGAGCAGACUAACGCCUACACCUUCUGGACCUACAUGAUGAACUCCCGCUCCAAGAACGUGGGCUGGAGGCUCGAUUACUUUGUGCUGUCGUCCAGCCUGCUGCCGGGCCUGUGCGACAGCAAGAUCCGCAACAAGGCCUUGGGAAGCGACCACUGCCCCAUCAGCCUGCACAUAGCUGUGUAGCUCAUUGUUUUACAUGGCCUUUACUGUUUUCUUACUACUGCCAUUCAGAAUUGGCUAAAACUAUCAUGUAUACUAAUGUUUGUUGAGUAAGAUGUUCUUAGGUGCUGCUCAAACUCUCUAUUUCCUGUAGGCUUGGUAGGAGCUUAGAUUUGUAGAACCUUUAAAUUCAAGUUUUCACAUGAAACGUUCAAACAAUGCCCAUUUAUGCAAUUUAAGUCUUUCAUUAAACCAAGUGAUGAACACCUUGUGUAUUUAAAUACUCCAAUGGCACAUUCCCACUGCACUACGGCUCUAAUUUGAUUUUACUCCGCUCUCUUUUUUGGGUUUUCCACCUGGGAUAGUACCAUGUACUUUUUCAGUAACACCCAAGCCAAGGUUCAAUAAGAGCUUACUGGUACUAAAGGGUAAAAGUAAAAAAACAGAACAUUAGUCAUUGAGUCAUGAUUUAGGUGCUGUUAAACUGCCAACAAUAGCAUUAGCAGAAUAAAAGGACAUGCCUCCAUGCCAGUAACCUGCAGUAUGUUUGUGUGUUGCUGUCUGAACUAGCACUGUUGCAAUGGUUGUGAUGUGUUUAAGCCCAUUAUGUUCAAAGCUCCUUUUCCAAAGCAUUGUUACAUUUUCUGUUGUUAAACAUGCUCACAAUAAAGACUGGAUUUAUGCAAAA
Messenger RNA from Eleginops maclovinus (Patagonian blennie), 1756 nucleotides. RefSeq names its product APEX nuclease (multifunctional DNA repair enzyme) 1 (gene apex1). Lineage: Eukaryota; Metazoa; Chordata; Actinopteri; Perciformes; Eleginopidae. The transcript is spliced from 5 exons. The coding region runs from base 160 to 1092 and encodes 310 amino acids. Gene Ontology annotation, molecular function: phosphoric diester hydrolase activity; double-stranded DNA 3'-5' DNA exonuclease activity; DNA-(apurinic or apyrimidinic site) endonuclease activity. Gene Ontology annotation, biological process: base-excision repair. Gene Ontology annotation, cellular component: nucleus. The record is from RefSeq and is a predicted model, not a curated record.